ACAAUAAUGUGGCUCACAGGGGGAAAGUUGUGGUCUCCUAGUGUCUCCUUAUUGGAACCACAUGGGGACGGUCUAGUCAACCUUUUCUCUCAUCCUAGAGAAACUGGCGUUUAAAGCGGGUUUCCCAUCUACCGCCCAGCUGUAGAAAUGAAAUGAAAUGUAGUUCAUUUGCAAUCUGUGACCCACUCAUCUAUUCUCCUGCACAUCGGCUCGCGCACCAUGGCAUGUAACUUUCCCGCUCCUAUGGCACUCAGUGGUCAUUGCCUGGUGUGUUUAAUUAUUCCGUGACACCUAUGGAAUAUGAGAGUCCAUAGCAACCCAGGGAGCUGUUCAAACCCGAAAACCGAGCGCCCGACCCCUAAAAGGGCCACAACGACUGGUGUGGAGGCCUCUCCUUUUGCACCCUCUAUGCAGAUGAACAGCGAUGGCCACAGAAUCCCACCCACCUGAACAGUACGAACACACAGUGGAACACGAUUCAGUCGAUGACGUGGUAAACAUGGAGCAUGUACUGAACUCACUGGAGAGGGUCAUUCUCACCAUCUUCCUCUCCAUCAUCAUCAUCAUGACUGUUCUGGGAAACCUGCUGGUGAUGGUGGCACUCUGCAAGGACAGACAUCUUCGGAAAAAGAAGACCAACUACUUCAUAGUGUCGUUGGCGUUUGCAGACCUCCUGGUUGCUGUGGUUGUCAUGCCAUUUGCAGCCAUUGAGCUGACCACAGGUCAGUGGAGGUAUGGGGAGAUCUUCUGUCUGGUCAGGACCUCGUUGGAUGUGUUUCUGACCACUGCAUCUAUCCUACACCUGUGCUGCAUAGCACUAGACAGGUACUAUGCGAUCUGCUGCCAGCCGCUGGUGUACAGGACUAAGAUGACUCCCGUCAGAGUGGCCCUAAUGCUGGGGGGAUGCUGGGUCAUCGCCUCCUUCAUCUCCUUCCUUCCCAUCAUGCAAAGCUGGCAUGCCAUCGGCAUAGAGGACAUUAUUGAGGAGAGGAAGUACAGCAGCAGCAGCAGCAACAAGACCAACUGUGUAUUUGUGGUGAACCGUCCGCAUGCUCUCAUCUGCUCCGCCGUGGCCUUCUACGUUCCCCUGGGCCUUAUGGUGCUGGCCUACCAGCGCAUCUACAUCACCGCCAUGGGCCACGCGCGGCAGAUCGGCACGCUGCAGCGGGCAGGCUCCGCCCACUACUCGGCGCCCCCCCAUCACUACCUCAGCUCCGAGCAGCAGGGCUUCAGUCGCAUGCGCAUAGAGACCAAAGCUGCCAAGACCCUGGCUGUCAUCAUGGGCUGCUUCUGUCUCUGCUGGGCCCCAUUCUUCAUCACCAACGUGGUGGACCCCUUCAUCCACUACAGUGUGCCCUGGCAGAUGUGGACCGCCUGGCUGUGGCUUGGCUAUAUUAACUCUGGCCUUAACCCCUUUCUCUACGCCUUCCUGAACAGGGCCUUCAGACGGGCCUUCCUCAUGGUACUGUGUUGUGGUGGUGAGAGAUACGUACGCCAGGGGAGUGACGGCCCCACCAGACGCUACUCUGGAUCUGUCAAUGGGACCUCCGUCGCACUCAGACAUUCAUCGUCAAGUGAAGACAAGUAAAGGAUGGGGCAUCAUUAGGGAGAUUUAGAUUUGCUCUUAUACCCCGUUUUUUUCCAUACCCAAUUUGGUUGGGCACGUUGAGCAGUGCUGUACUCUUCUACCAGACUCAGAGGCCCAUGUGUGAGGAAGGCACUUAGGCCACUCAGCCCGCGCCUAUAUGACCUCAUCAACACUACUGGAUACACAGAGGGGGGAAAACAAAAUGCAUGUGACUAUAUCCUGGAUUGUCAAUUGGCCCAGAAGUAGUAUGUAUGUGCUUUUUAAACCACAUUGACAUUUUGAAAUGGGAUAGUGUUUGUUUAUUCAUGUUUUUAUGAUUAUGUUUUCCUUUUGAAAUCGGAUAAGGUGCCGGAUGUUGUGAUCUUUUUGUGUCAUCAUUUAUCUUUCUCAAAGGUUGUUUAGAGAAAGAGAGAGAGAGAGAGAAGUAGCUGGUUUUACAUACUUCUCUCCAGGGUGACUUAGCCUUUUUUUAUUGUUCAGUGUUUUGUUUGUGAGUUUUUCACAUAAUGAUUGACUUUGUUUCCAUACAAAAUGUUACAAGUCUACCGUCCAUGUGUUUAUAUUUUAUUACGUUUUGGAAAAUAACAUUUCAUUCUUAACUGGUAACUCUGCGGCCAUAUUCACAGUUGUAGUGGUUACUCCUUGGAUUCAUUUUUGUGUAAUAUAGUAGGCGGAAAAACAAACGGUAUUAGAGUCACCCUAAUGUCUCUCUAUU
Molecule: messenger RNA, 2303 nt
Organism: Oncorhynchus keta (chum salmon)
Lineage: Eukaryota; Metazoa; Chordata; Actinopteri; Salmoniformes; Salmonidae
Product: 5-hydroxytryptamine receptor 4-like
Exons: 7
Coding region: 425-1588 (387 amino acids)
Biological process (GO): adenylate cyclase-activating adrenergic receptor signaling pathway; chemical synaptic transmission; regulation of appetite
Cellular component (GO): plasma membrane
Molecular function (GO): G protein-coupled serotonin receptor activity
Source: RefSeq, a predicted model, not a curated record